Molecule: messenger RNA, 2569 nt
Organism: Colius striatus (speckled mousebird)
Lineage: Eukaryota; Metazoa; Chordata; Aves; Coliiformes; Coliidae
Gene: SESN2
Product: sestrin 2
Exons: 9
Coding region: 16-1467 (483 amino acids)
Biological process (GO): negative regulation of TORC1 signaling; cellular response to leucine starvation; regulation of response to reactive oxygen species
Cellular component (GO): nucleus
Molecular function (GO): oxidoreductase activity, acting on peroxide as acceptor; L-leucine binding
Source: RefSeq, a predicted model, not a curated record
GCCGGACGCGGGGUGAUGGCCGCGCUCCCCGGUGCCCGCCUGACUCACUCCUUCCGGUGCCACCCGCUCCUCACCGUCCCUUGUCCCGCCACCGGGCUCAAGCUGCUGCUCUUUCCUUCUCAGGACACAAGGGUCAAGGUCGCCCAGGAGCUGGGGAAGGGUCCCAGUGCGUUCAUCCCGCUGGGAGAGAUCCUGCAGGAGGGAGGGGAGAGCAGCGGGCGCCAGCUCCUCGAGGCCUUUGUGUCGGCGGGGAGGGUGGACAACAUCACCAUGGUGAUGGGGCUGCACCCCCAGUACCUCAGCAGCUUCUGGAAGACCCAGUACCUCCUGCUGAGGAUGGAUGGGCCCCUGCCCUACCACAAGCGUCACUACAUCGCCAUCAUGGCAGCAGCCCGGCACCAGUGCUCCUACCUGGUGGGUUUGCACAUGGGUGAGUUCCUGCAGGUGGGGGGGAACCCAGCCUGGCUGCAGGGGCUGCACUGUGCCCCCCAAAAACUCAGGAACCUCAACGAGAUCAACAAGCUGCUGGCUCACCGGCCCUGGCUCAUCACCAAGGAGCACAUCGAGGCUCUGCUGAAGACAGGGCAGGACAGUUGGUCGCUGGCAGAGCUGGUGCAGGCCCUGGUGCUCCUCACCCACUACCACUCACUGGCCUCCUUCGUCUUUGGCUGCGGCAUCAACCCCGAGGAGGAGCAGGACGGGGGGCAGAGCUGCCGGCCCCCCUCACCCCACACAGACAGCAGCACAGCUCCUGACGACACCAUGGGGGGCUCUGGGGGCAGAGAUGAUGUGCAGGAGGUGGAGGUGCUGAUGGAGAGGAUGAAGCUGCUGCAGGAGAGUCAGCUGGAGGAGGAGGGGGUCACGCAGGAGGAGAUGGCCACGCGCUUCGAGCUGGAGAAGACGGAGAGCUUGCUGGUGGCUCCCUCGGAUCUGGCCGAGCACUCCCUGCACUCCAACGUCCUCUGCUUCGUGGAGGACCCCGAGUUUGGCUACAAGGACUUCACACGGAGGGGUGAGCAGGCUCCCCCCACCUUCCGUGCACAGGAUUACACCUGGGAGGACCACGGCUACUCCCUGAUCAACCGCCUGUACCCUGACGUGGGGCAGCUGCUGGAUGAGAAGUUCCAGGUGGUGUACAACCUGACGUACCACACCAUCGCCAUGCACUGCGGCGUCGACACCUCCAUGCUGCGCCGCGCCAUCUGGAACUACGUGCACUGCGUCUUCGGCAUCCGCUACGAUGACUAUGACUAUGGGGAGGUGAACCAGCUCCUGGAGCGCAGCUUGAAGAUCUACAUCAAGACAGUGGCCUGUUACCCAGAGAAGACAACCAAGAGGAUGUACACACAGUUCUGGAGACACUUCAAGCACUCAGAGAAGGUGCACAUCAACCUGCUCUUGCUGGAGGCUCGGAUGCAGGCAGCUCUGCUCUAUGCCCUGAGAGCUGUCACCCGCUACAUGACCUGACCAGUCCCAGCUCCCUCCUCCUCCUCCUCCUCCCCAGGGCUGGGGGAAGGGUCAGGGGGGAGCUGGGGACCCUAAAGACUUUGCUGGAUUAUUGUCUCCCUGCCAUUGAGAGGCCUGGAGCUGUGGAAGGAAAGGAAAGGGGGAGCUUCCCUGCCCCUCACCCCAAGAGAGGAGACCCUCAAGCAGCCAUCAGUGCCAGAAAGCCCUUGGGGUGCUGCCCUGGGUUUGGCAGAGCUUGGAGUGCUCAGCUGCUCUGUGCCUUUCUCAGCCAACAAAGCCAAACUGGGGUGCCCAGGGGUGCUGCUGUGGCCGUGCAGAGCUGGUCUGCUCCUUCACCCCUGUGCCAUGUCCUGGCACCCACACUGUGGCCAUGGGGCACAGAGGUGGCCCAGGGGACUGUGGGCUUUGCCUCUGCUCCCUGGGGCCUCCAGCUGCCCGUGGGGAGCUGCCCUGGCACCCCAAGAAGCCUCUGCAGGAGUAGGGGGAAGGAUCUGGCCAUCCCCUCACCCAGCUGGGCAGCCCCUAGUGCCACCAGUCUCUGAGCUGAGUCCUCUCACAUCAGGAUCCACAGGGGCUUCUGCACCCAAGGGCCACAGGGACAUCUCUACCGUGGCUGGGGGUGCCCACACAGCCCCCACUGCCCCUCCCCAUGGACCCUGGCACCCCCAGCAUGGGAGCUGGUGUGGUUCAGCUCUUUCUGCCCCGAUUUGGGCUGUGAGAUGCUGGUGCAGGAGCAGGGGGGGGUGGGUCACGCUGCCUCUGGGGUGUUGGGACACCUUUUUCUUUGCAUCUCUGCUGUGGCAGAGCUGUGCUGGGGCCUGGGGCUGCCCCCUGUGCCCACCCUGAGGGUGAUGGGGGGCACAAGGGGGGUGCCAGAGCAUGUUGGAGCGGCGCAGGUCGCCGGGGUGGUGCCUGGGGAGGGAGAGACCCCUUGCUCCCAGCAGCAUCCCCCACUCUGGGCUUGUCUCUGCUGAUCUGUAGCUCCAGUUAAGUUAUUUCUGUGGGUUUGAAGUGUGUGUCCUGGUGCCUGGGCUCAGGACCUGCCCCUGGGCCUUUGCCACACCAUCUUGUCUGAAUAAUUAAAAUUGUUCUCUUUUUUUUA